Molecule: messenger RNA, 1611 nt
Organism: Cannabis sativa
Lineage: Eukaryota; Viridiplantae; Streptophyta; Magnoliopsida; Rosales; Cannabaceae
Product: suppressor protein SRP40
Exons: 4
Coding region: 307-1188 (293 amino acids)
Source: RefSeq, a predicted model, not a curated record
AAAUAAGCCCUUCAUGAAAUUACGCAGAGAGAUUCUGUUCAUUUCUCUCUCUAAACACACUCAUUUCUCUCUCUCUCUCAUCUUCUACAUGUAAGCGUUUCCAUUUUUCCUAAUUAUUUAAUGCUUAGUGAGAGAGAGAGAGAGAGAGAGAGAGAGAGAGAGAGAGAGAGUUGCAGGGUCCAGAUUUGGUGAGACAAGAGUGGUUGAAGGAGGAGGGAGUAGAGUAGGGGGGGGAACCCCACGAGGGAGGGAUCUGAGAGGACAAACAAACCCAGAUUUUGUUUUAGGCCAUAAGAGUCUAUAAUCAUGCCAUCAGGUGCGAAGAAGAGAAAAGCUGCCAAGAAAAAGAAGGAGAAGGAAGCCACCAUCACCACCUCAUCUCAUACCAACAAUCCUCAUGGAGGGUAUGAUGAUUCGAAAUCCCAAGAUGAGAAGGGAAGUGAUGGUGGUGAGGUUAUGUCUCCUGUAUAUGAGGGCCACCAUUUUCAUGAAGGGAGUGAGGAGGGUGACUCAUCAGGUGCUAGAUCAAUUGUUGCGAAAGAUAAGUCUGUGGAGAGAGUUUCUAGGGAGAGAAGUUUGAAAUCUGGGAAGAAUUCUGAGAACAAAGAUGUAAGGAUUGAGUAUGUUGAGUCUGGAAAGGAAUCUCGUGACGGGGAUGAUAGAAACUCGAGUAGUAGUAGCAGCAGCAGGAGCAGCAGCAGUAGCAGUAGCUCGGAUGAUGAAUCUCGAGCCAUUGAGAAGAAACAGGACUUGAAAGCAAAUGUUUCCAUUUUGGAUUCACCAGUUGAAUCCUCUUCAGCUGAAGAGAAGAAUAAGGUUGAUGAAUUGUCCUCUAAGCCAGUAUUGGUUUCUGAUGUGAUCAAACCCGGUUUUGAAAAUGGUGCAGAGAAAUCGUCUACUGUGGAAACUGUUACUGAUUUAUCUUCGAAAAAAAGUGAGGAUAAGAGUGCAAAAUCAUCUCCAAGCAAAUCAGAGUCUGUCUCGAAUACUUAUGAGGUUGAAGAAUUGCCACCUUCAAGUGGUUGCGAGGCUCAAACUAGUAAUGCUAAUCAAGACAUUAAAACUUCUGAGACUCCUGAACCCUCCGAAAACCAGCCUUUGGUUGCUCCAACGCCGCGUCCUGUGCAAAAAACCUCUUGGUUGAGUUGCUGUGGAAUUUUUGAUGUGAUUACAGGAUCCGGUCGAUAAAUUCAGAAACAUAAGCUGAAGAAACAUUCAUUGGAGGAACAACAACACCCUUGAUGGCGAGGAAGGAUCUGGUUAGAGUAACUUUGUGAAUUUUGAGAGUUAGAACUGCGUAAAGGUUUUAAAUUUUUAAAUUUUUUUCUCUGAAGAAUAAUGGGGGCGAUAGACCCGACUUGAUAAAACAGUAUAAAAGUUUGGUGGUCGGUGGUUAUAACGUCGAAAAAAUUGUAGGCUAGGCAGCUCGAUGUCAUCGCUAAGCUUUUUACAACAUUUUUACAUGUUAAUUUUGCAGUGUAGUAUUCUUCCUUGUGAUGUAUUCUUCCUUUUUCUCUUUUUUCCCCUUCUUGUGAAGAAGUUGUGGGAUUAUUUAUGGUGUCAUUUUUAGAGUACAAUUAUUAUCACUAUUUCUCAAUCUCUUGCAUGAUA